Molecule: messenger RNA, 2179 nt
Organism: Populus trichocarpa (black cottonwood)
Lineage: Eukaryota; Viridiplantae; Streptophyta; Magnoliopsida; Malpighiales; Salicaceae
Product: cytochrome P450 81Q32
Exons: 3
Coding region: 40-1566 (508 amino acids)
Molecular function (GO): oxidoreductase activity, acting on paired donors, with incorporation or reduction of molecular oxygen; iron ion binding; monooxygenase activity
Source: RefSeq, a predicted model, not a curated record
GGAGAUGCUCAAACAAGGACAGUGGCCAUUGCCAAAUGCAUGGCAACCUUCUUUCUCCACUUUUCUGUGUUUUUAGCCUUGUAUAUCAUAACAAGGCACUUCCUCAACAAGAUAAGAAACUUCCCACCUAGUCCAUUCCCUUCACUACCAAUCAUUGGCCAUCUCUACCUCCUCAAGAAGCCAAUUUACAGGACAGUACUAUCAAAAAUCUCAAGUAAACAUGGCCCCGUAAUCUUGCUCCAACUCGGGUCUCGUCGACAACUUGUUGUCUCAUCCCCUUCGAUAGCUGAAGAAUGCUUUACCAAAAAUGAUGUUGUCUUUGCAAACCGCCCAGGUUAUCUCAUUGCAAAACACCUCGCCUACAACACCACAGGCCUUCUUUGGGCUCCCUAUGGCGACCACUGGCGAAACCUUAGGAGAAUCGUCUCUAUUGAAGUCUUGUCUGCAUACCGCCUCCAAAUGCUCUCUUCCAUACGUCUGGAGGAGGUGAGGUCAAUGAUUUGUGUUCUCUUUCGCAAUCAGAAUCAGAUUGUAGAUAUGAAGACAGUUUUCUUCGAACUGACACUGAACAUAAUGAUGCGGAUGAUAGCUGGAAAGAGAUAUUAUGGAGAGGAUGUUUCUGAUGUGGAAGAAGCAAAAAGGUUUCGAGCAAUUCAUGCUGAAACCUUAUUGCUAGGUGGCAAAACCAUUAUUGGAGACUAUGUACCGUGGAUUAAAUCAAAAAAGAUGUUGAAGAGAGUGAUAGAGUGCCAUCUAAAGAGCGAUAGUUUCAUGCAGUACUUGAUAGAAGAGCAACGGAGAAAAAUAUUGGAGACUGAUUGCUGUGGUGAAAAGAAAAGGAAUUUGAUUCAGGUUCUGCUGUCCCUGCAAGAAAAUGAACCUGGGUAUUACACCGACGAUAUCAUCAAAGGGAUUAUGCUGAAUAAGAUAUCUCCACUGCUUGCAUUGUCUAUGGAAUUAAUUACCAUAAGUUGGUUUGGUGUGUGGGUGCUCUUGUUGGCGGGAACAGACACUUCAUCUGCUACAAUGGAAUGGGCACUUUCACUUUUGCUUAACCAUCCCCGAGUCCUCGAGAAGGCUCAGAGAGAAAUCGACGAGCAUAUUGGGCAUGAUCGUUUGAUGGAUGAAGGUGAUCUUGCCCAACUUCCCUACCUCCGCAGCAUCCUGAACGAAACGUUACGGAUGUACCCGCCAGCUCCGUUGCUAAUACCUCAUGAGUCAUCAGAAGAAUGCCUGGUUGGAGGAUUCCGCAUUCCACGUGGCACGAUGCUCUCUGUAAAUAUGUGGGCCAUUCAAAAUGACCCUAAAAUCUGGCCAGACCCAACAAAAUUCAGACCUGAGAGGUUUGACAACCCAGAGGGGGCUAGAGAUGGGUUUAAGUUGAUGCCUUUCGGGCAUGGAAGGAGGAGCUGUCCUGGAGAAGGCUUGGCCCUGAAAGUGGUGGGAUUAGCAUUGGGCUCGCUCCUUCAAUGUUUCAAAUGGCAGAAAAUUAGUGAUAAAAUGGUGGAUAUGACCGAGGGGCCCGGGUUUACCAGUACAAAGGCACAACCACUGGAAGCUAUAUGAAGACCACGCCCAAGCAUGCAUACUAUGGCCUUUUCAGGCUCGGCCCUGAGAGUGGUGGGAUUAGCAUUGGGCUCGCUCCUUCAAUGUUUCUAGUGGCAGAAGAUUGGUGAUAAAAUGGUGGACAUGACCGAGAGUCCCGGGUUCACCGCUCUGAAGGCAAAACCACUAGAAGCUAUAUGUAGGCCACGCCCAAGCAUGCUAGGGCAUAUCUCUCAAAUAUGAAACAUAUAUUCUUCCAUGACCCGUGAUUUGCAUCUUGAUGUAACUCUACCCAUAGGCUAUCCGGCCUGUAUAAACCAUGCUGUUGCCAUUUGAGUUUUGAUAUGCAAAAACAAUACACCAUGGAGAAUUGAAUUGAUGAUGAAAGAACUCCUUGCAUCCAGAUUUUCUUUAGGUUUGAGACUUCUUAAAGUAUUCACAUAUUUUGAGAGAGUUACUUUACAUAUUUUGAGAGAGGGUAACAAUAUAGCAGAUGCCCUUAUAAAACAAGGCGUUACUAGAAAUUGUGAGCUGGUAACUUGACCUAAUUAGUUUUGACAAAAACUUUUUCAUGUUGCUUAUAUAUGCUAUAUAUGAUGACUAUGGAAAUUUUCAGGUUUUUGACUUCUUUGAA